GACACUCAAAGUAUGCUCCGUUUACUGAAUAUUUGUGUUAUUUUGGUGUUUAUCUCCUUGGUAAAAGGGGGAUUCUCAGAUGGCUCAUUUAACUUGACCCUCUACAGGCAAAUGCCAGCUUUGCACCAUCUGGAUGACUACGAUCUGUGUCUGGAUAGCUCUUCAGGCAGCUAUUGCCUGGUGUAUGUGGAGAUUUUACCCAAUGCUAGCUCUUCUUUGUGGAACCAAAUCAACGAACUGUCGCAGGAUUCUAAGCAUCGUUUUCGUCAUGAUCGCCUCUUCAGAGGUGUGUGUCUAGAAACUUGCAAGCAAAGCCUUGGUUUUUUAUCUGAUUCGAUUGAGCUUGGAAGGGGGGCAAUCAUGGACGAGGAACUCAGAUCCUACUACGCCAAGGUGCACCGCCGAACUGCUGAUGACGAUGUACGCAUUCUCCACGAAGAGUUGGUGAACAGAUGCCUAAAUGUUGAGUUUGGGGAGAAGUUCUCGCUAAGAGUUCGCAGCCUUAUCGAGUAUUGCGUGCCGGCGGUUGACCACUUGGAGCAGGAUGGACUUGAUCUUACUUUUUACGGUCUUGUGGUCUGUAUACUCCUCUUAACUUUGUGUUCCUCUAUCCACGACUACCGACUGAGCAGGCUAACUCCGCAGCCGACAGAAAACUUCUAUAGCGAGGCGCUAAAAAGCCGUCGACAGCAGCUUCUCACCUCCUUUUCAGUGGUCCGAAAUUACUAUCGAUUGACUCAGCCACAUGUCUCAGAUUUCACGCGAGAUAUGAGCUUCUUUGACGGGUUUCGAGUAAUCGGAGUGUUCAUGGUGAUCCUGGGACACACGCUGAUGGUCUUCAUGACUGUCCCGAUAGAAAAUCCUGAGUUCUACGAACAAUUCCUCUUCAGGUUCGAGACCUCGAUAUUCCAGAACGGCAGCCUGGUCAUUCAGAUAUUUUUCGUGAUGAGCGGCUUCCUACUCUACGUGAAGUUUACCGAUCGCCAGUUGAUUCAACCUAAGACUGACACCCUCGAAUGCAUUGGCGUGUACUUCCGUGUGUUUUUCUACAGAUAUUUCCGGCUCCUUCCAUCGCUCCUCACUCUUAUCCUGUUUAAUGGAACUCUGCUAGUGAGGCUGCAAAACGGACCCUUUUGGCGGCAUCUAACGGAAGCAGAGAGGGUUUUCUGCCGAAGUAAUUGGUGGAAGAACGUUUUCUUUGUGACCAACCACAUGCUGGAGGACAGUUGUUCCCACCAGACCUGGUAUUUGGGGGCGGACAUGCAGCUAUUUGAGCUCUUCCUUAUCGUGAUUGUUUUAACCAACAAACAUCCCAAACUGAAAAAGACUAUCUACGCAAUUCUUUCGGCUCUUGCCUUUGCAGUACCUGCUGUAUUGACCUACAUUCUCGAAUUGGACGCUGUUUACCAUCUUCGACCGGAGACCUAUCGCUAUUUGUACUUUCGGCACUCAGACACAUUUUACCAGAUGUAUCCACCCUUCUAUACGAAUUUGGGAGGCUACUUAUUCGGCUUUAUGUGUGGUCAUGUUUAUCUUAAGCAGCGUUCCAAAAAAUUAGAGUUCCAAGGACAUCUAAAAUACGAACUGGCUAUGUGGCUGCUUGUGCUGGCCACGCUGGGAGUACUUUUCUCCGGUUACAUUUUUAUUAACCAUGACUUUGCAAAGCCAUCUCUUUGGUUGGCCUUGUAUGCAGGUCUCCACAAAAACUUUUGGCUCCUGAUUUGCGCGGGAUUCGUGCUUCUCAUGUGCUCCAAGGUUGGAGGUGGGUUAAAUUAUGGAUUUUAUUUAAGGUUUCCGACCACUCACGAAUCUCCGACAGGUAUGGCAUAUGAUUUUUGCACAUUGCCAGUUUUUCGACCACUGGCAAGGAUCUCCUUUCAGUCCUUUCUCUGGCACAUUGUAGUCCUCAGAGUUGUGGCGGGUUACUUUAGGCAGCCGGUCUAUGUGUCCAGCUUCUACCUGCUGUGCAAUGUGUUGAUGGUGUUUAUGCUCACUCAAAUGUUGGCUGCCUUAGUGGCCGUGCUGCUGGAACAUCCCUUUGGAGAGAUAUUGCGUUGCUUGAUGGAGCCUGAAAAAUUUACAAAAGAAAACCAUCCGGAAAUUCAAAUGAGACGCGCGCAGUCAGCUGUUUAGAGUGGCCGUUUCUAUUUCAGGCGCUUAACGCCGUGCAUUGUUGCCAAUUUGUUGGCUUUUUCCAGUGCUUACAUUUAGCUAUUAUUGUUUGCUGGGAAUAAUUAAAUUCAAGAAAUAAAACACAAAUUACACUUUA
Molecule: messenger RNA, 2269 nt
Organism: Drosophila eugracilis
Lineage: Eukaryota; Metazoa; Arthropoda; Insecta; Diptera; Drosophilidae
Product: nose resistant to fluoxetine protein 6
Exons: 9
Coding region: 13-2133 (706 amino acids)
Molecular function (GO): acyltransferase activity, transferring groups other than amino-acyl groups
Source: RefSeq, a predicted model, not a curated record